AUGGAUAUCACAUUUAACUAACUUGAUGUUUUACAGAAAAUAAUCUUGGAACGCAGCGAAGAUAUUAGAUUACUCAAUGCUAUAAACUAGUAAGUGCUUGCAAAUCAAAUGUUUUUCGAUUUGGAAUUUACGAAAGUUUAAUAAUCUUUAAGAUAACUUGGAUUCAAAAUAAUUGGGCUGAAGAAGAACGAUAAAUAAAGAAUUGAGGAGGAGAAUAAGAUUAUAGAGGCAUUGUCGAAAAUCCUAAUGGUGAAUUUACCCGAAAGGAUGUAAAUAUAUAGAUUUAGUUAAACAAUAAUAAAACAAUUCAGACCUGAAAUGCACAUCAUAAGAUUCAAUUAGAAGGAUACAAAGGAUUUAUUUUCAAUGUUUAAGUAAUUCUUUAUGGCUGAAAAUAAUUUCGAUGGAAUACAUUUUGUGCAAUCGAAUUAAGAAUCUGAUUUUAAGGUAACCGAUCAAAACAAAACAGAUGUCCACCGCGAUCGUAUUGAUCAAGUUUCUUGUGAGUAGAUCAAGGGAAGAAUUCCAACUGUUAAUUCAAUCAGCUUCGACCUCUGUCAUUGGAAAAAUGAAGCAGUAACUAGAAAAGAAAGCAGAUGAUACAACCAAUGACAGUAAGGUGGAGAAGACUGAACCAGAAGAAAGGAAACCGAAGCUACUCUUAAGAAAGAAAGUGAUCAUAGUUAGAGAAAACACGUAACAAUAAAUGAAAUAGCCAGAAAUUAUAAAUCGCAGUGUCUCAGUUACUGAUAAAUUAGUACUGUAUUCGCAACCUCAAGAAUCCAAUGUAAAUCCUGAGAAAGAAUUGAAAUAUCAAUUAAGAUUGUAAUAGAGGAAGUUGAGAAAAGAUUUAAAAAACAUCUAUCAGCCAAUGAUUGAUUUGGACAAUGAUCAUAUGUGGUGUUCUCAUGCAGUUCUAAAGAAAAAGUUUUUGAAAUACCCUGAAAAAUAUUGUACUUAGUAUCUUAUAAUUUUAGUUUUAAAAAGAGGAGCCUUUUACAUUUGGAAAUAUUUGAACAAUAAUAAUUCUGAUAUAAGAAUAACAAUCAUGAAUUUUGCAUAUAGAAGAGCCAAAUUGGUAAUAGUUGACAAAAUCCUUUAAGAAUAAAUAUAGGAACUUCACAAAUAUUACAAUACCACCGGCUAACUUCCGAGAUAAUAAUUGCCUUUGUUAGUUUCCUGUCAACAAACACCCAAAAUUAUGAAACCUCCAAUUCGACUCCAAUAACAAUUAUAGGUUCCUAAUAUAAGUCAAUUGCCUAUGUUGAGAAGUUAACACUAGCAGAUUAAAUCAAUGGAAUUUUAUGAAGUAACAACUAAAGAUCAAAGAGCACAUAAAUCUAAUAAAUCAUUAAAUCUUACUUAGGAGUAGGCAAAAAUAUAGCAAAAGAUAAAAUUAUAAAGUUCAAAAGACUUAAUUUGA
Messenger RNA from Paramecium octaurelia, 1423 nucleotides. The record is from the annotation of a GenBank genome assembly. NCBI's taxonomy places the organism in Eukaryota, Ciliophora, Oligohymenophorea, Peniculida, Parameciidae.